Messenger RNA from Rhodamnia argentea, 462 nucleotides. RefSeq lists its product as uncharacterized. The coding region runs from base 10 to 321 and encodes 103 amino acids. The transcript has a single exon. The record is from RefSeq and is a predicted model, not a curated record. NCBI's taxonomy places the organism in Eukaryota, Viridiplantae, Streptophyta, Magnoliopsida, Myrtales, Myrtaceae.
CGUUGUGGUAUGAAAGAAGAAGAGAGAAGGAUAACUCUAAGAAGAGAAAUGUCAGGAGCGCAGGGGGCAGAGCCCAAGGAGUCGAAGACGGCGACGACGUACGAGUCGGUAGAGGGUGGGGAGAACAGGACGAGGACGGACAUGUGCACCUCUCAGGACCAGGGCGCCAUUCAGGUGGACCUGCUCGAGGAGAAGGUCUCGGAUGCCACCGGCCACGACGGCCCUGUCUUUGGUGCAGCCGCCGCUGGUAAAACCAAGGAGGAGGAGGAGGAGGCGGGGGACAAGCAGAAGAUCGACUUGGGCGUCACUGGCACCGGAUGACGUUAACAAUCACGCAAAACCCUCUUAGCUUUUUGUUGAUGUAGCUUCUCUCUCUCUCUACUGUCUUGGUUGCAUGUAUCUACCGUCAGGUACCUGGAUCGAUCAUUUGUGCUUUCUUUCAAUGUAAUGGCUUUGAAUCAA